This is a messenger RNA of Theileria annulata, 1773 nucleotides long. RefSeq lists its product as uncharacterized. Gene Ontology annotation, biological process: regulation of DNA-templated transcription. Bases 1 to 1773 code for a protein of 590 amino acids. NCBI's taxonomy places the organism in Eukaryota, Apicomplexa, Aconoidasida, Piroplasmida, Theileriidae. The transcript is spliced from 3 exons. The record is from RefSeq and is a predicted model, not a curated record. Gene Ontology annotation, molecular function: DNA-binding transcription factor activity.
AUGCUUUCACAAAAUGGUAAUCAAUUAAAACCAGCCAAUUUUUUUCAGGUGACAAGGCUAGAAUUAAGUUCUGAAGCCAAAGAUGAUGUCGAAAUAAACCAUGGAGACGAUAUACUAGAUUUUAUACUAGGGCAAGAUCUUACAAAUGGGACACAACGAAGUCAGAAAAGAUCUGAACCAGAUCCUUCAUCAGAUCCAGCACAAACCCAGGUAAAAUCUACAGGAAAUGACAAAAACUGUUCUGAAAAGUUAAAAGUAAUGGAGCAAAAUGAUACAUCCGUUGUUGAGAAGGAGACGAUUACCACUUCAACGACUAGCACCUGCUCGAAUCUAGACUUCAACUCUAUUCGUAAUUUUAACAUUACUAUCAACACAGCCAAGGGUAAUAAUAAAGGAAAUGAAUCAAUCAACAAUGAGUUAUUGAAUGGAACGAAGUUGGAAGAGGUAUGUAAAGGAGGUUUAGAAGGUAUUAAGGAGAGUGUUACAAAGCAAGAGGGAAAGAAUGGGAAUAAAAAGAGAAUCCAGGAGGACAAAGAAAGUUCGAAUGACUGUACUUUGACUAACAGUAGGCUUGAUAGAUUAUUGGAUGAAUUGCCCAAAAUUGAAGGGAUAUACUACGAACCUGAAUUUCGAUGUUUUAAAUCCAGGAUUCCAUCGCGAUACUCUAGGUUCACGGAGCAGAGCUCAUUUAGCGUUAAGAGAUAUGGGCUCAAAAACGCUUGGCUAAAAGCUGUUUCACACCUCUUCACUAACAUUGCAUCCUCGGUGUUUGACUUCCCACAAACUAACCAGACUUCUUGUGGACACUUGCCUGAGGGGUCUGGAAGGUCUACCUCAGAAGUGUAUGGUGUGUCUGAGGUAGUGUCAGACGUUAAAGAAAAUAACGUGAAAGGGGGCUCAGAUGACAUGGAUAACCUCGAUUACGACUCCUUUUACGAAACCCGACAGAAGAAGGCUAAGGUUUCCGACAUUGAGCUCAAAAACAUAAAACAUAUUAAACGAUUUAUGAUAAAUAGUCUCGAUAACGAAAACUUUGAGGACAGGGGAUAUGAAGCCCUUCUUUGCUCCUCUAGAACCAAUAAUAAACACGUUUUAUCAGCCGAAGAACAAAGUGACCCCAAAAAAAUCGCGGAAUCCCUCAGACCAUGGCACCAAAGUGUUUUUUGGAUUCCGAGCAUAUCGAGAUGGCGUACGUUGUAUUACGACGAGAACAGUGUGAGGCAUACAAAAACGUUCACGCCUGCGAUAUUCGGAGGAGUCCGGGAGGCAUAUUACGCCGCGGUUGAGUUCCGGAACAUGAUUGACAACAUGGACGAGCUAACUCUGCCAACUAUAAGGAGGAGCUGGGUCAAGUCAAACGUUACAAACACUUCCAAACGCCCCACCCCUACCGGUGAGGAUAACUUCGACUCUCCGGAACGUAAUCUGGACAAUAUCUCAAAGGUAAACUCUAAUUUUAAUUUUUCAAUACAAGUGAACAGCACUCACAAGACUGUUAACUGUAUCAACACUACCAACGGUACCAACGUUAAUGGCAAUCACAAAACUGACAAUCCUCUGAAUAAAUCGGGGAAAAACAAUUCUAAUAAUCUUGAAAAUAAAGUUUGUAAUAACAAUAGGGAGAAAGAUCUCCAUAAUAAUGAAAAUUCUAGCAACACUAGUAAGGAAGGAGCUCAAAGUAAUAUAUUAAAGGGAGUGGAUAUUGAUUUUUUAUCGGGCUUGGAUACGAAGGGACUGUUUAUCCCUAUACCUCUAGAUUGGAAGCAGGAUUAG